GUCAGACUAGCUGAACAUGAAAACUUAGCAAAAUCUAGAUUGGUUGACCCGAAUAAAAUAAGAAAUCUAGAGAAUAGUUCAGCUAUAGCAAUCCAUGCAGUAACACAACCAUACAAUAGGAUGCGAUAGCAUGACAGUUUUAAAAUCUAAUGUCACAGGGUAUAGGGAGAGAUUGAUAACAGAAGCUUUGUUUAUCGAAUCAACUACAAAUACAUGUAAUAGGAAUGAUUCAUCACCUGUCCCCGAUAUCUGGAAAAUUCUACUUCCCAUACGACAAAUAGGAGAGAACAAAGAAAACUAUAAAACUCAAGUGUCAAAGUCGUGUGAUCACAAUUGAUAUGAUUAUGAACAAUAAAUUUUGUUCGAAACGUCAUCCAGUAAAUAAUACUGUUUCACUGUGUGAUAUAUCUAAUAAACAAACUAAUUUGGACAUACGUUUGGUUUGAGUUUGAUGACUAUGAAACUGUUGUUUUACGAAAAAGUUCAUCAUAUAAGUAUUAAUUUGCAAUGCUUAUUGGGCGAUGGAGUGUUGAGUAUAUUGUAAAGGUUUGAUUUCUAUGAUUCAUUCCUGUAUUAAAUGAUUUGGCGUGAAGAUAUGGGUUGGUGACGAAGCCUGUUUUAGGAUCUUCUGUUGCUCACCAUAAUAAGCGAAUUAAAUUUUAGUAUUAGAUCAUAAACUUAAACUUCAAGUGUUUUUGUUACUGUGUUUCUCAUGAGGACAGCUACCUCCCCCUACACUUACAUAGUUGUGAGAUGAAACUUGCUUCUGAGUAUCAACACAUGUAUAUUGUUUAGAUAUGAGUUUUGUCGUCAAAUGAAUUUAGUCAUCUCCUAUUUGUUUUAUACAAGUAAGUACUUUAGAGAAAACUGUUCUACCUUGUGGAGAAAGUUUACCUCCGAUUGAAAAACUUCUCUUUGAUAAAAAUUUCACAAACAUACCAAUGUGGUGUACACUGAAUCUCUCUGAGACGUAUAAGAUUAGCAUGUUUGUGGAAAUAUCUAUUUCGAUUAAUUGCCGAUCAUGAUAUUAGUCAUCUCUGUCAUAUGUUACAGAUGUAUUUUGGAGACAUGAUUUUCGAUUAUUUCUUUCCAGGUGUGUAAUGAAACCGUCGUUGGGUUUUGCAUCACCUCGUAGUCAAGUGAGUAUAUCACCAGGAUCUGUUGUAUGUUCAGAAUGUGAACUAUCUGGUGAUAUAACCAUUGGUACAAAUACUGUUAUUCAUCCAAAAGUUCGUAUUAUUGCUGAAGCCGGUCCAAUAAUUAUUGGUUCGUUUAAUUUAAUCGAAGAACAGGUUGAAAUAGUGAAUAAAAUUGCUGGUUCUACAAUGAAGAUAGGAGACUACAAUGUGUUCGAGGUGGGGGCUCGUUGUUGUGCCUUAGAAGUUGGUGAUAAUAAUGUUUUUGAGGCGAAAUGUAAUAUUGGACCAAAUGUUAAAAUUACUCACGGUUGCGUAAUUGGUGCAAUGUUUUCAUUGGAUGCUGGAGAAACAAUACCGGAGUGUACUGUUGCCUACAGCGAUGAAGGUAAUCGUCGUAUCGCAACUGAACGUCCGCCUGCACAGACACUGCAGCUUGAUUUCUUGACUAAACUUUUGCCGAAUUAUCAUCACUUAACGAAAUUCUCUCGAGGUACUACUACACCACAAAAAUAA
Trichobilharzia szidati is the source of this 1652-nucleotide messenger RNA. NCBI's taxonomy places the organism in Eukaryota, Metazoa, Platyhelminthes, Trematoda, Strigeidida, Schistosomatidae. The record is from the annotation of a GenBank genome assembly.